Amborella trichopoda is the source of this 1097-nucleotide messenger RNA. The record is from RefSeq and is a predicted model, not a curated record. NCBI's taxonomy places the organism in Eukaryota, Viridiplantae, Streptophyta, Magnoliopsida, Amborellales, Amborellaceae.
AAAUUUUCCCGUAACACAUCCAAACUAUCAAAAUUCAGAUCGGAUAGGUUAUAAAUUGACGCUUUAUAUAAGGAAAUGUGGAUAGUGAUUGUCUAAUGGUAUAGCGUCUCUCGCCUUACUUGACAGGACAGACGGAGAAAGAAGGCAAGGUGGUGCGUCAAAAAUCAAUUAAAAUGGCAGUCUUCUCACCAUUUUCUCUCUCUAAGCCCCCCAUUCUCUUUCCAAAACCCCUCUCAAUGCGUAAUGAGAAACAGCCACGUUCAUGGAGGUGUAACCUAGAUUCUGAGGAACGUCCGUUAAAUCGCCGUCUCCUUGCCAUACGUGGCAUCAUGUCAUUGGCUGGAGCUGUGCUUGUUAACGGGAGCCUAAUGCCGCUAGGGUUGAGAGCAGAGGAAGAAGAAGCGGAAAGGGGUUCAGAGGAUGAGGAUAAAGGGUUUUUGGGGGAGAUACAGUCACUGUUCGACCCCAAUGAGAAAACUAAAUCCGGAAAGGUGUUGCCAAAGAGCUACUUAAAGAGUGCGAGAGAGGUUAUAGAGACUCUAAGGGAGUCAUUAAAGGAAGAUUCUAAAGACAUUUCCAAAUUUAGGAAGACAGCUGAUGCAGCUAAGGAAUCGAUCCGCAAAUAUUUGACUGGAUGGAAGGGCCAAGAAUCAAUAGUGAAAGAGGAAUCAUACGUGGCUCUUGAGAAAGCAAUCAGAUCAUUGGCAAAUUUCUACUCCAAGGCAGGUCCAUUUGCUACAUUGCCUGAAGAUGUAAAGUCUGAUAUUUUGGACGACUUGAACACUGCCGAGGCUUUUUUGUAGCCCAUGAUCAGAGUUCAUGAAUCACAAUAAUGAUACCUUUUAGAGCAUAAUAUGGAGGCUGGAUGGACAGACUACAUAUUCUUGACAGUCGGUUUUGGUCAGAUAAAAAGAAAUUGUGGGUUUCAUCAGCUGGCUCAAUGGUGAAGUGAAUAUUUAUUUAUUUAUUCUUGUACUAGUAUAUUUGACCAGUUUUGUUUAGUUAUAAUUGUAGAACGUAUAGAGGUUUAUUUUUAUUGGGAGAGAAAUCGAAUCCUAAGAUUUUCUUAUCCUUCAAAGAAAACCAUUCGUGAGAAA